Molecule: messenger RNA, 2781 nt
Organism: Larimichthys crocea (large yellow croaker)
Lineage: Eukaryota; Metazoa; Chordata; Actinopteri; Sciaenidae
Gene: tppp
Product: tubulin polymerization promoting protein
Exons: 5
Coding region: 311-1024 (237 amino acids)
Biological process (GO): positive regulation of protein polymerization; microtubule polymerization; microtubule bundle formation
Cellular component (GO): microtubule
Molecular function (GO): tubulin binding
Source: RefSeq, a predicted model, not a curated record
UAGCGCUCCACUGAGCACUGGAGCACCAUCACAGCUCACCACGACGAGGCAAGAAGAAAACAAGCUCGUCGCAAACAGCUCGGCAGCCAAUCAGCGGGCUGGUUUCUCUUCAGCAUCUCGGAGGUGCGGAGGCAUCGAGCGGACUUGAGCUCAAGCAGCGGGGAGGAAAAAGACUUCAGGACUGCGCGACGCACAAUUAUGGUUUUGUGAACUUGACAAGAAGGUGGAGGAUCACGACACCAGCACAGAGAGAAGACAAAGGUCAGCUCAUCCAAGCACUGCACAGAGGGAACCAAAUUCCUGCACAAGCAUGGCAGACCAGAAAGACAACAUAGAUGACUUUAAAGUCCAGACAGCCAAGCAUCCUAACAUGAGCUCGGCCCCUUUACGGCCACACAGUGAACAGUCUAAAGACCGGGCAUCCAAAAGGCUUUCAUCUGAGUCUAAUGGGACCAGUGAAGGAGGCAUGGGGUCGUCCACACCAGUGGAAAUGACAGCUUUGGAAGAGGCAUUUCGACGCUUUGCCAUCCACGGUGACACUCGCGCUACCGGCAAAGAAAUGCAUGGCAAGAACUGGUCCAAACUCUGCAAAGACUGUGGCGUGAUUGACGGCAAGAAUAUCACCCUCACCGACGUGGACAUUGUCUUCAGCAAAGUCAAGAAGAAAUCCGCUCGCAACAUCACAUAUGACGAAUUCAAGCUUGCACUUGGAGAGCUGGCCAAGAAGAAAUAUAAAGAGAAGACUGGAGAGGAGGCCGAGGCCGAAGUCUUCAAGCUGAUUGAGGGGAAGGCACCUGUCAUUGCAGGAGUUACGAGGGCUGUGGCCUCCCCGACAGUGAGUCGUCUCACGGACACCAGCAAGUUUACAGGGUCACACAAGGAGCGAUUUGACCCCACUGGCCGUGGGAAGGGUAAGGCGGGACGAGAAGACAUAGUUGACACUUCCGGAUACGUCUCGGGAUACAAACACCGAGGAACGUACGAAAAGAAAGUGAAUAAACCCACUGUGGGCAAACCCAUGUGAGGGCGAGGAUGAGGGAAUAAACAUUUGUUCAACUACUAGGAUAAUUUUGUAUUAAAGGGUACUCAGAGAAAGCACAAAAGAAUAGGAUUUCAUAUAUUUUCCCACCCAUCUAUUUUGUGUGUGUGUGUGUCUGUAUGUGUGAGAGAAAAAGAGAUGAUUUUGAGUUCCUCUCUUUGUGAAGUGUGAGAACUGGAAAACUGUUUACAUCUAUUUUUACAAGUCAUCACCAGCUGGUACAUUCCUGUCUGAUUGCAAGUUACUGCCAAACACUGAAGAGAACAAAUGAAAGAAACUGCUACGCUAUGAAUAUUGAAGCUUUGUUGUUAUGAUAGGGCUUUAUAAUAUUUACUGAGCACAAUUGAAACAACAUGCCAAGAAAAACAAAAGUGGGACAACAGUUUGAUAAAUUAACAACAUUGCACUUUUUAAUAUUCUCUUCCCAUAUUUAGCUGGAGAGGCAUUUCAAUGAUAAUUGGCAAUAACACGUAUGACAUGGGUAUUAUCAAUUAUCAGUCAGUAUCAAUGUUUGUUUCUUCUGAAAAUGUUUUAUUCCAUCUUCAGUGUUAUUUGUCUGCCAUCAACACUUUUCUUAAAAAGUUAAUUUUUUUAUUUCACAAGUUCAGUCAUUUAAAUAAUUUGCCUUCAGCUCAAACCAAGAGAAAUAUAUUGAGGAUUUUGUCACCUCGUUUUAAACUUUUUUGCAGUUCGUCAUUAGACUGAACAUGUUUGAACCCUGCCAUAUCUUCUUGCUUCAGUGAAUAUGUAAAACAUGUCAUGCGAACUCUUUAAAUGGGCCUGCUUAAAACAAACAAACAACAAACAAAAAGAUAUACAAGUAGUUCCCUUUUUUCUCUUACAUUGUCGUUAUUCAAACCCUAUUGUACCUACCUUCCCUGUUUGCUAACAUGCUUUUUAAAUUUGAAAUUGGUGACUUCUGCUGAACAAGGAAGCUCUAACCACAGUAGGUGAGCUUGGUUGUACAAGAUUGUAUUUUUAACAUUCUACUUAUAUUUCCUCAUCAGAUUUCUAUACCGUAGUUCUAAUAUAUUUGUGGUAAGAUUGUGUAUAUUCUAAAAAGUUAUAGCCACAUGGCUUAAUUUAUGACACUGGCUACAUAUGUUGUUGUUUUUUUUUCUGUAUUGCUGUACUUUGUGCAUGUUAUGUAUAUUGCAUUUGAUUCAGAAGCAUAUAGAUAACAGUAGGAGUUUGUCAUAUCUUAUCUGAACUGCCGUGCCUGCUGUGAGGACACACUACUGGACAGACUUUAAAAUUAAUAAAUAUUAAGUGAUGGAAUUGUGAGAUCAUGAUAAAAUCGUAUAUUGCUUGAAAUCAAUAUGUAUCAACCUGUACAUGUACAAAGUCAGCUGCACUCCAAUGCUAUUAUAUUUCUCUGUUGGUAAAGAAAAAAAAAAGUACCUCUUAAGUUUGGUACUGUCACCCAAGGCACAAAUUCAACUGAAAACAAAUGCAGGGUUUUUACUAUUGUAUCCUUACAUACUGUAUGAGAUAAAGGGAAAAUUGCAAACAAGUAAUAUACUUUUGUAGAGUAUUUUUCCAACAUAGUGACAGUGUUUGACUCACAGAUGUCACACAUUACCUGUAGCCUCAGCUGAUGAAGAAUCAUGCAUCAAGUGCAAAACUAGCAGCUAUCAUUGUGUUAGUCUUUGUCCGCUGCAGGAGCUCGGAUAUGAUCUGUUUUCUGUGCUUAAUGCCAAAUACUGUGCACCUUUACUGUGGAGGAACAAUGUUGUUGUUUU